Fusarium falciforme is the source of this 1326-nucleotide messenger RNA. RefSeq lists its product as hypothetical. NCBI's taxonomy places the organism in Eukaryota, Fungi, Ascomycota, Sordariomycetes, Hypocreales, Nectriaceae. Bases 1 to 1326 code for a protein of 441 amino acids. The transcript has a single exon. The record is from RefSeq and is a predicted model, not a curated record.
AUGAGUUUCGAGCGUAUUGAGGAUUGGAUAGCACAUACCAACUCUCUCAUAAGCCCCCAGAUCGCCUUACAACCACCCAAACGCAAAUUCGCCGACGACACUAUUGCCACCACAGCCAUCGGCAUGUCCUCGCCUCCUCCAACCGAAGACCCGCGUAGCGAUGUAGAAGCAACUCCAAGGGCAAAAUCACCGUCGAAGCGCCCAAGGAUCGACUCACCGCCAGCGAGUUUUCACCAUGAGUCGAUUGCCGACCACGACACACCUUCUCUCAGCGCGAGCUCUGUUACCGAUUCGACACGGACGGAUACGACGGGUGGAAGCGGCAGACUGAGGCGCAAACGAAGCCCUGUCAAGAACAUGUCUGACUUGCGUCUCGCUGACAGACCAGUUGUGCUUACCACCUUGCAAAGACCCGAUCAGCUACCAUCUGAUGUCGUGGGCUUGGUCACGGUCGCGCGCGCCAUCCGUCAGGGUUCCAACAUCAUCCCCAAGCAGGUUGAGCAGCAAUCACAGUCACGUAUGACCAUAGUCGAUGAUCUAGUCUCGGGUUCAAGUUUCUACGAAGCGGAAGAGUGGGCGCGCUCGCACGGAUUGGAGCCAUGGGAUGCAUCCAAGGAGCUGGAGUUGUUGAGCAGGACAGUCGCGCGCACACAGGAAUGCGAGUUGGAGAAUUGGUCUGAAGCAGCGUGGAACGCUCGCAUACACGAGCCAAUUCUGGACUUUGUCCUUGAGUGCUUUGCUGGAUCGAUACGGCAUUUCGAUGUCACACGCGCCCCAAUCAACAAGCCCUACCUAUCACGUCACAUCUCCGGAGUAGACAUGCAGUCCAAGAUGGUGGACUUUUGUAUCUGUCUUGCUGGAGACGACAUUGUCGCUGCAUCUCAACGCCGUCUCAAAACCGCCAGUGAUUCCAACUCGAUCAACCACACGUCUUACCAACCAAUCCGCGAUCGCCCCAUUGCCAUCAGCAUCGAGACCAAAACGCUUGAAGGAUCGAGUCAAGAGGCCAAAGCACAGCUCUCCAUCUGGGCAAGCGCUCAUCUCAAGAGGUUGCGGUCUCUGGCGGGGAAGUCAUCGACGAAAACGUCGCACGCUGUCGGCAUAACGCUUCCUGUGCUAUCUACUAGUGGCGGGGAUUGGACCUUGCUGUUUGUGAAAGACGGCAUUAGCGGUGUUGAGGUCAUCGAGACACUUUCUGUAGGGAACACCAAGUCUCUCGUUGGAUCCUACAAGUUGGUGUCGGUGUUGAGGCAAUUGGGGCUCUGGGUGCAGACCACGUUUCGACCAUGGGCAAUGGAAAAUCUCCUGGCUUCGACGCAAGUAUAA